This is a messenger RNA of Darwinula stevensoni, 2180 nucleotides long. Lineage: Eukaryota; Metazoa; Arthropoda; Ostracoda; Podocopida; Darwinulidae. The record is from the annotation of a GenBank genome assembly.
CUUAUUUCAAAGAGAGAUGCCUGUCCCAUGGAAUGAUGGCAAGUGGAGGUCCAGUCCUUUGGAUGGAUACUCUCACUGAAUAUUAUAUUUUUGCACUUGUUGAUAAGUAAUUUAUUUGAGGGAAUCUUCUCUAAACAAGUUUUCAUUGGUCAACAGAAGUAAAUCUUUUUUUUUUUUCCAUGAAGAGGAUGGUGCUUGAAAUCCGAGGACACUCUCUGUCUCUCCUGUUCAGUUCUUAUCAUUAUGGGUCUAGAUAAGAGUUACUGACUUCCCACCAGUAAAUGUUGACCUCUUACUGUCAAGAAGCCUGCUAUCUCAUGUGACAAACCCCAGAUCUCCUGUUCUCUUCUUUCUCAUCACCCAUGGAUUUAACAAAGAGCUUCCAGUUGUUUGGGGUGAAAUUUGCACCCCUUGUGGUGCCUUUUGAGAGGCGGCGGCAGACGUUUGCUGCAGCUUUUUGGAUGAUGACAUUCCUCUUCUUGGGCCCUUUAACCAUCUCCACCUGUUUCCUAUUCUUCUUUUACUCUCCCCUUUCAUAUCUUGUCCUCAUAUAUCCCAUUUGGUUUCUAUAUGAUUGGCGAGUCUGUGAAAGGGGUGGCCGAAGGGUUCAGUGGAUUCGAGAAUGGAGAUUAUGGCGGGAUUUUGCCAAUUAUUUUCCCAUAAAGAUGGUGAAAACAGCAGAAUUGAAUCCAGAUAAAAACUACAUCCUUUGUUAUCAUCCCCAUGGGAUAUUGUGUGCUGGUGCAUUCUGCUGCUUUUCAUCAGAAGGCACAGACUUCUCCAAGACAUUCCCUGGGAUCACCUCCUACCUUCUCACGAUAAAGGAAAAUUAUUAUGUUCCAGGCUUCCGGGAAUUUUUCAUGUGUUCAGGGGCAGUAGCAGCAACAAAGGCCAGCAUGAACUACCUCCUCACAAAGCAGGGAACUGGGAAUGCUGUGUGUCUGGUGGUGGGAGGUGCUGCAGAAGCAUUAAAGUCUACUCCUCGUGCAGAGGAGCUCCAGGUGAUUCUUAAGGAGAGGAAGGGAUUUAUCAAGAUGGCUCUGAGGACAGGAGCAAGUUUAGUUCCGGUGUUUGCAUUUGGGGAGAAUGAGAUUUAUGAUCAAGUGGAUAAUCCAGAGGGUUCCUGGCUUCGGAAAUUCCAGGAGACAUGUAGAUCAUGGAUAGGGAUGGCUCCUGCCCUCUUCCAAGGGAGAGGAUUUUUUCAAUAUUCCUUUGGCAUCAUCCCAUACCGCAAACCCAUCAAUGUUGUCAGAGGUCUAAGAAAGAGCUUCCAAUUGUUUGGGGUGAAAUUUGCACCCCUUGUGGUGCCUUUUGAGAGGCGGCGGCAGACGUUUGCUGCAGCUUUUUGGAUGAUGACAUUCCUCUUCUUGGGCCCUUUCACCAUCUUCACCUGUUUCCUAUUCUUCUUUUACUCUCCCCUUUCAUAUCUUGUCUUCAUAUAUCCCAUUUGGUUUCUAUAUGAUUGGCGAGUCUGUGAGAGGGGUGGCCGAAGGGUUCAGUGGAUUCGAGAAUGGAGAUUAUGGCGGGAUUUUGCUAAUUAUUUUCCCAUAAAGAUGGUGAAAACAGCAGAAUUGAAUCCAGAUAAAAACUACAUCCUUUGUUGUCAUCCCCAUGGGAUAUUGUGUGCUGGUGCAUUCUGCUGCUUUUCAACAGAAGGCACAGACUUCUCCAAGACAUUCCCUGGGAUCACCUCCUACCUCCUUACGAUAAAGGAAAAUUAUUAUGUUCCAGGCUUCCGGGAGUUUUUCAUGUGUUCAGGGGCAGUAGCAGCAACAAAGGCCAGCAUGAACUACCUCCUCACAAAGCAGGGAACUGGGAAUGCUGUGUGUCUGGUGGUGGGAGGUGCUGCAGAAGCAUUAAAGUCUACUCCUCGUGCAGAGGAGCUCCAGGUGAUUCUUAAGGAGAGGAAGGGAUUUAUCAAGAUGGCUCUGAGGACAGGAGCAAGUUUAGUUCCGGUGUUUGCAUUUGGGGAGAAUGAGAUUUAUGAUCAAGUGGAUAAUCCAGAGGGUUCCUGGCUUCGGAAAUUCCAGGAGACAUGUAGAUCAUGGAUAGGGAUGGCUCCUGCCCUCUUCCAAGGGAGAGGAUUUUUUCAAUAUUCCUUUGGCAUCAUCCCAUACCGCAAACCCAUCAAUGUUGUCAUUGGCUCCCCAUUGGAUGUGGAGAAGAAGGAGAACCCCAGU